AUGCCGUCAGGAGAAGAAUCGACUCCCAACGCGAGGAAGGAAGAAGUCCAAAAGAAAAUGGCAGCAAAGAAUCAAGAUGAAAAAGCAAAACCGAAGAAGCGCAGCAGCAAGUCUAUUGAGUCGACUUCAGCAGCGAAACGAACUCGUGAAGACGGGUGGAACCCCUUCCAGCUCCAGCUACGAUCUCUGGAAGGACUUCUACGAGCGAGAAACCCAGAAGAAGAUCACCGUGUUGGAAAAACAAGAAGCGAACACUCGGGACAACCACCUGCAGAAGAUCGAUACUCGUAUGGAAAGCUUGAGAAGAGCCUACCGGAUCAUCACGAAUCCGUCAAACAGACUGUAGCCCCGGCGAAUCUGGUCAUCAAAUCAGAGCACGUGGACGAACUGCUCAAGCAAUUCAUGACAUGA
This is a messenger RNA of Haemonchus placei, 411 nucleotides long. NCBI's taxonomy places the organism in Eukaryota, Metazoa, Nematoda, Chromadorea, Rhabditida, Trichostrongylidae. The record is from the annotation of a GenBank genome assembly.